This is a messenger RNA of Plasmopara halstedii, 708 nucleotides long. RefSeq lists its product as uncharacterized. The coding region runs from base 1 to 708 and encodes 235 amino acids. The record is from RefSeq and is a predicted model, not a curated record. NCBI's taxonomy places the organism in Eukaryota, Oomycota, Peronosporomycetes, Peronosporales, Peronosporaceae. The transcript is spliced from 2 exons.
AUGGAUCAAGAAGUUGACAGCUGCAGCGACACGAGUGUUCGAGUCAACGACCUGCGUCCAAUGAUCCCUCUGGAGAAGGAAGCGUUAGCGGCAUGGGUACGAGGCACUCUUGUGCUGGAAGAGCCUCCAGGCUUCAUCCAAGCGACCCACAGUAAGGCAAUGAGAGCCUCAUUUCUGCAGUUCUUUGAGCAGAAUCUGCAAGGAAGACUCGCAGCGACAAUCCCUCCGGAGGUUUUCAUAGCCAAUCACACCGCCGAGACUACCCUGCUCAUAGAACUACGGAUGGCGGAAGUUGAAGACCUUUUCGACAAAAGAACCACUCUUGGAACAGACCGAGGCUGGGGAAAAGAAAGUGACGACCACCAGACAGACCGAAGAGACAAGCGCAAAGCAAAGCAAAGCACCACGGUCAAACAAGCGACCAAGGCAGGGUCAAAGUCGGAUGGCUGGCACAACUCAGUAGGCGGGAAAAUCAACUUCGGCAGAGCGAGCUACAACGCGACUCAGCAGCAACGAGAGCGAUCAGCAUCGCUGGGCGCCAAGCCGAAGACACAAUCCAGUAGUAAGCCACACUCGAGUCAAUCUACGGGCAACAAUCCAGCCAUGGGUAAGAACGAUGAUAGCAGAGCUACGAAGGCGUCAUUGGACAGCAACGGCAAGCCGAAGAGUGGAAAGGCAUUUAAGACAGAAGAAAGUGGAAGAGCGUAA